Micropterus dolomieu (smallmouth bass) is the source of this 971-nucleotide messenger RNA. It is a transcript of the gene sypb, whose product is annotated as synaptophysin b. The record is from RefSeq and is a predicted model, not a curated record. The transcript is spliced from 7 exons. Lineage: Eukaryota; Metazoa; Chordata; Actinopteri; Centrarchiformes; Centrarchidae. Bases 1 to 882 code for a protein of 293 amino acids. Gene Ontology annotation, cellular component: presynaptic active zone; synaptic vesicle; synaptic vesicle membrane.
AUGGAUGUUGUAAACCAGUUGGUGGCCCAAGGGCAGUUCACGGUACUCAAACAACCUCUGGGAUUUAUAAAAAUUCUACAGUGGAUCUUUGCAAUCUUUGCCUUCUCGACAUGUGGCAGUUACUCUGGCAUGUUCAAGAUGAGUGUGGAGUGUAAAAACCGGACAGAGAGUGACCUGGGUAUAGAAGUAGAAUUUGAAUAUCCGUUCAGGCUCCAUCAGGUUUACUUUGAUGCUCCCACCUGUAAGGGAGGGAAACCUGAAAGGCUAUUCCUGGUCGGGGACUACUCCUCCUCAGCUGAGUUCUUUGUCACCAUCGGUGUCUUUUCCUUCCUCUACUCAAUGGCAGCCCUUUCUGUGUACUGUUUCUUGCUGGAGAAGUACCGCGAAAACUGCAAGGGGGCUCAGAUCGACUUUGUUGUGUCGGCGGUAUUUGCCUUUAUGUGGCUGGUAUCCGCAUGUGCUUGGGCUAAAGGCCUGUCAGAUGUGAAAACAGCCACUGAUCCAGAGAGGGUCAUCACUCUGAUCUCAGCCUGCGACGAACAAGAGAAUCGCUGCCGUGAGGUCCACGACCCGAAGGUCUCUGGCCUCAACACCUCUGUGGCUUUUGGCUUCAUCAACCUGAUCCUGUGGAUAGGAAACCUCUGGUUUGUGUUCAAGGAGACAGGCUGGAUGGCUGCCUUCUCUGGAACAUACGUCCCAUCACAGGAAAAGCAGCCCGCCCCCGAUUCCUUUGGCCAGGCAGGCUAUGGUCAGCAGGACCCCUACGCCGGCUCCCAGGGAGGAUACCAGCCAGAGUACGGCCAGCAGGGAGGCUACAAUGAGGAAGGAGGUUACAGCCAGGGCUAUGAGCAGCAGCCCACCUCCUACUCUAAUCAAAUGUGAGCCUGUCUAGCCAAACCACAGCUGCAGGACGCCAGGGUCACCUAGUGAUUUCGGAGGGUGCCUCUCGACCACCAUCUGCAUUCCCACAC